Messenger RNA from Triplophysa dalaica, 3834 nucleotides. RefSeq names its product TBC1 domain family, member 31 (gene tbc1d31). Gene Ontology annotation, molecular function: protein binding. The transcript is spliced from 22 exons. Bases 271 to 3516 code for a protein of 1081 amino acids. The record is from RefSeq and is a predicted model, not a curated record. Gene Ontology annotation, cellular component: centrosome. NCBI's taxonomy places the organism in Eukaryota, Metazoa, Chordata, Actinopteri, Cypriniformes, Nemacheilidae.
CUUAGGUCUCAUCGGUUCCACGUUUGAAUCACUGUACAAUUGAACAAAUCAAUUAUUCUAAAAACUUAUUUUGUCCCGUAGAUAAAGUGAUCUUAACACGAGACUAGAAUGAAAUAAUGAGUAUUGCAGUGGAACAUAGUUUAAUAAACUUAUGCCCACUGCUUGCUAUCACUUAAAUUCCCGCUGCGAUGCAUAUGUAAGGCGGGAGGCUGUUUCCUAGCAGGUCUGCGGCGUUUGUUGUGAUAACGAGGGUCCCACUUGCUCCUAAAAAUGCAAGUUACAGAUAUCGGAUCAAGAGAAGAAGGGAAAAUAUGGCACCGAAAGCUAGCGUCGACAAAACAUGGCGUUUUGGUUACUGUGAUCCGAAGCGCAUCUGCUCGUCAAAGUAAAACGGUUCGAUUCCUGCAAGUUGCUUUCGACACCACAGGAGAGUCGUUUCUUGCUGGAGACCACCAUGGCAAUAUUUAUGUGUUUGACAUAAGCAGAAACAGAUUUAAGCUGGUCCAGAAAACAAGUCAAGCCUGUACUACCUUAGCUUUCAACUUGAGAAGAACGACCGAGUUCCUGGUUGCCCUUGCCGAUUACUCCAUAAAGUGCUUUGACAAGGACACCAGACAGCUGGUAAGCUGGAUGCGGGGUCACGAGGGUGCUGUUUCUUCACUGUCUGUCCACAGUUCAGGCACCUUCGCCAUCAGCACAUCUUCAGACACGGCACAGCUCUGGAACCUUGACACUUUCCAGAGAAAAAGGAAGCUCAAUGUUCGUCAGUCAGUUGGCAUACAAAAGGUGUUCUUCCUACCCCGCAGCAACACCAUUCUCAGCUGCUUCAGUGAUGACUCCAUUUUUGCUUGGGACUGCGACACUCUUGUUUGCAAGUAUCAGUUGCCUGUUCCACAGGAUGGGCCCCGAAUACAUUACAGGACGUAUGCUGUCACACAAGAUGGGAAAACGCUUGCAGCUGCUGGACGCUCCAACUUGGUGCAUUUGUGGUGCCUGGACAGCCAACAGCUCUUGAGAGUUGUUCAGAUGCCUUUGAAAGUUAAGACAGUCAGACAUCUGGAUUUCCUCCUUGAUAGUUUUGAUGGCGGAUCCAAUCAGACUCUGGGUGUUUUAAGUCAAGAUGGCAUCAUGCGCUUCCUAAACAUUCAGACUUGCAAGCAGCUCUUUGAAAUAGGUUCUUAUGAGGAUGCUAUCACCUCUGCAAGCUUUUGUCCUAAAGGCCACCAUAUUGUUGCCGUGGUGGACAGUGGUGCUCUUAAAAUCUAUGAAGUGCGAAGUCUUAGCCCAGAAAUCAGUAAGCCACCCCAGCCUUUGUUGAAAAUGGUAACUAAAAACAACAUAAGCGAGGGAUCUUCUUUGAAAGUAAAGGUGCACACUGGAGCAGGUCAGCGUCAUGUCAAAACAUCAGGGCGUCGAAAUCAACCCAAAGGUACUCCAACGCUUGCUGUUUCUGCAAUGGAUGACAAAGAGAAUGAUUUGCCCAAUGGCCUAAACAAGAAAAGAUUACAAGGUCUGUUGAGAGCGUUUGGAGAGUACCCAGACAAAUACAGGAUGUUUAUUUGGCGUUCUCUGUUGCAUCUGCCGGAGAAUCAUGCAGCUUUUAGCAGUCUGACCGACAAAGGCCUUCACUCAGCAUACCUGUGCCUUCAAGAACGGUACCCCAUCAAAAGCCACAAACUACAGAGAGGCCUACAGAGGGUGCUAUCUGCUCUUGCUCACUGGGCCGCCGUUUUUGGCGAGACAGAUUAUCUCCCCCUGCUGGCCUUUCCAUUCGUCAAGCUGUUCCAGAACAAUCCUAUGAUCUGCUUUGAAGUUGUGGCCACUGUCAUCGGAAACUGGUGCCAGCACUGGUUCGAGUACUUUCCCAACCCUCCGCUUAAUGUGCUUAACCUGGCUGAGAAUGUUCUGGCCCAUCAUGAUAAAGAACUGCUUCAGCAUUUCGUCACAUGUGGCGUUACCUCACAGAUGUAUGCAUGGCCCCUUCUGGAGACGCUGUUCUCUGAAGUAUUGAUGAGAGAAGAGUGGCUGAAACUAUUUGACAAUGUUUUCUCCAAUCAUCCCUCUUUCCUUCUGAUGGCUGUGGUGGCUUAUGUAACCUGCUGCAGAACACCAUUACUGCUGUGUACUGACAAAAAAGACUUUGAGUACUUUUUCCAUCAUCGGAAUAGUUUGGAUAUUGGUGCCAUGCUAAAGGAAACCUAUCGGUUGAUGGACAGCACACCUGCAGACAAUCAUCCCAGCUCCGUGCUGAGUGACUUUGAACCAUUGACACAGGGCCAGUACCCCAUCUUCAACAAAUAUCCCACCUUCGUAGUGGAGUAUCAGUCCCAGGAACGUGAGAAGAUCCGUCAGCAAGAAGUAGAAUAUCUGAGGGAAAGACAAGAGGUUCAGGUGCUGCAUGCUGAGGCAGUCAGACAGCAGGCCGAGUUUGAGGCCUGGUACAAACAGCAGGAGCUUCUACUGCAGGGGGAGGAGCAACGUCGAAGGAUUCUACAGGAAGAGGAGAAUAAACUUGCACAACAAAGAUCCAGAUUGGCUGCUAUGAAGCGGGAGCUGAAGGUGAAGGAACUCAAUCUGAUUGACGCCACUAAAAGACGGUUCCUUAAGCACCAACAGGAUCAGCGCAGAAUACAGCUCCAAAGGCUUGAUGAUGAGAUUCAGAGAAAGAUGGCCCUGAGAGAUCAGGAGACGGCUGUUGCCGUUCAUGAUAUAGAAGUGAGACAGAUGGAGCUGGAUGCAAAGAGACAAAUGUUUGAACAGCAACUGGCAAGGGAGCAGGAGUGUGUAAGUCAGGAGGUGAGAGCCGAGUUGGAAACAAGGAGACGCAGGGCUGAGAUGGAAGGUUCUGCAUUUCAAAACCCCACUCAGACAGAUGCCGAUCUCAACCAGUCCAACAAGCGGAUGCUUGAAGAGUCUUUGGCAGAGGUGGGACAGAUGAAGGUGGAUACUGAUUGGCAGGCUGAGAUGAUUAGGCGAUUGAACGGAGCAGAGGAGGGGCACGAAAAGCAGAAAGAGCAGUUAGCGUACCUGGGGAAACAAACACGUGCUAAGGAAGAGGAAAUAUUCCAUCUAAUGCAGGAAGUGGAAGGAAAGCAGUGGGAUGAUGUUGUAGCUAAACAAGCUGAACUAGUGGAGAAAAGACAGACGGCCACAGCUGUAAACGCCCACCGGACUUCACUUAUCUUUCAGGAAACAGAAGAGCAACAUUACAACAAACUGCAAAAGAGUCUUGAGGAUUCACAGAAUCAUCAGAAGAAUAAGAGGUUCAGAUCUCCUUGCUCAUCCAGAGGGCUGUUGCACACCACCAUGAAUCAUAAGUCUGCAUCAGAUGAUUCUUCAUACUUUUCUUUAGAUCGUGGACGUGGCGAGCUUGACUGUAAGGAACGGGAGUUGAUGCAGGAAAUCAGAGAACUGAGAAAGAAAAUAACAGCCAGAGCGAGAGCGACUGACUUUACCUCACCCUCAACCAGCUCCAUACACUCACUGCCCACACCAUCACCACCUGGACGGAACUAAUGUGACUUCAAAAAGAAAAUGUUUUUAGACGGUACAAGAUGUUGUCCUUGCUUUAAAAUGACACUACACCUUGUUAAACUAAAAGUUUUAGUUUUUAAACAUUCCAAGUGCCACUGUCAGUGUAGAAUUGCUAUUCUUGUUUUUGUGAUGUUUUGAUUAAAUUAUUUAUAUUUAGAGAUUUUUUUUGUUCAAUUAAAUUCAUAAUGUUAUUUUAUUAAUUGAUGUAUUGUUAUUGCAAACAUUGUCAGUUGUAUUUUUUAUGUUUUGUAUUUUAAAUUGAAAAUGCAAUUUUAAAUAAAAUGUUGUAUUAUGACAAUA